CCAGCAUUCAAACUUUAGGCGUCAACCGGAUCAGACCUUGCGGGCUUUACAGUUUAAAGUUUAAUAAAUUCAGCUUUUUAUAAUAAAAAUAAUAUAAAAUAAAUUUGUUAAUUUUUUUUUUCCACGCUUUGAUUGCGUAAUUUAAUAUUCUAUUAAUUAUUAUUGGUCAAUCAACAAGUGCAACGCAAUUCAUAGUAAAUAAUUGUUCGCGAGUGUGUAAACAGUGAAUUAUUAAAGUUGUUUCAAAACAGCGGGGAAAUUUUAUUUUAAAAAUUUCUAAUUAAGUUUUAUGGUUGGAUAAUUAAAUAUGGAUUUUUUGUAAUUUUUUUUAAUUGUGAUCAUGCUGCUUAUUCUUCUCGGAUUUUUAGCGGCAGGUGAAUGCAGUAAAUUCGCAGAGGUAAAAGUACCAGCAAUAGUGGAUCCUCGUGAAGAAAAAGUAAUACUAGAGUGUAACUACAAUCUCGGUGGCGAGCAAUUGUAUUCAGUUACUUGGUUGAAAGAUGGUAAUGAGUUUUUUAGGUAUAUGCCGAGCGCAAUGCCAGGAAAAUUACAACAGCAACAGCAAAACUCAGAACAGAACCAGUACAAGCAAAAGCAGUCGUUGUCGAGCAGCAGGGUUGUGGAUUCGCCCGCCGCGGCGGCAUUUAAUGUACACGAUGGGGUGGUGCAAGUUGAGUUGAGUGAAAGCAACGACAAACGUGUUGUCAUACGACAACACUUGGGUGACAAGUGGAUAAAUGUAACCGGAUCUUAUGGUUGCCAAGUGUCAGGCGAAAGUCCCAAGUUUGAUAUUGUCUACGAUGAGGCGGUUAUUAACGUUGGUAUACUCCCACAAAGAGAUCCAGUCAUCGAAAAUCUCAGAGAACACUAUGAUAUCGGGGAAACUCUUGACGCCCAGUGUAUUUCUGCUCCCAGUUAUCCCACAGCUCAAUUGUCUUUUCUUGUCAACGGCCGAGAGGUGGAGAAAUCAUUGACGACAGAAUUCCCCAGUGUGGGAAGCGGCGUUGAGGGUAGCCUAGUCUCGACAACACGUCUCGGAUUGUCAAUGUCACUUAGCGAUCAGGACUUUACUGCUACGUCAGCUAGGAGUCUCCAUCUUGUCUGCCGAUCGAUUCUGCCAGGUAUACCAGGUGCCAAGGCCCGCGAGACCAAAGCUAUCAUUUACCUUUCUGCCAGCAACCAGAAACUCGCCCAAGAAGCGCCAACCCCAUUCUCCUCCCGAGCAGACACCAAUUCUCAUCAUCACUAUAAAUUAUUUUUAUUUUACACCGUCAUCCUCGUCCUCUUCAAUUUUAACAGCGUGCUCUAGUCAGCCGAUUACACCACAAAUAAAAAUAAAAAUAAAAAUAAUAAUAACAAAAAAACCAAAAA
Cotesia glomerata is the source of this 1371-nucleotide messenger RNA. RefSeq lists its product as uncharacterized. Bases 341 to 1309 code for a protein of 322 amino acids. The record is from RefSeq and is a predicted model, not a curated record. Lineage: Eukaryota; Metazoa; Arthropoda; Insecta; Hymenoptera; Braconidae. The transcript has 3 exons.